AUGAAACCUCAGAAUUCCACCAUUGCUCCUAAGUUAGUUAGGCUAGAUCGCAAAGAGCUGGUAAAGCACGCUCCACCUCGUACGUACCAUGAAAAUGAGACCCAGAAAGUGGUAUUUGUGAAAUCAUCAACACCAUUUAUAUCCGCAGUCAAAAGAAUUGAAAAAUGCCUUGAUGGCCACAGAUUAAAGCCCAACAGGAGAGGAAGACUUGCAAGUAAAUAUGGAAACAGAGAGGCGUAUGUGAUCGUUAAAGGAAUGGGUAAAGCUAUUCCUAAAGUUCUUAACAUUGGAUUACACUUCAAGUACGAGAAAAAUGCUACGUUAGAUGUGUACACGAAAACUAUUGGCGUCCUUGAUGAGUUUAAGUCAAUACCAGAGGCCUCAAAUGAAGAUGAUUUGCUCAGAAAGAGAAACGUCAGCUCCAUAGAAAUCCGAAUAUACGCUUCCGAGGAUGAGUUAAGAUCAUAA
This is a messenger RNA of Brettanomyces bruxellensis, 468 nucleotides long. RefSeq lists its product as uncharacterized. Gene Ontology annotation, cellular component: ribonuclease MRP complex; nucleolar ribonuclease P complex. The coding region runs from base 1 to 468 and encodes 155 amino acids. The transcript has a single exon. Lineage: Eukaryota; Fungi; Ascomycota; Pichiomycetes; Pichiales; Pichiaceae. Gene Ontology annotation, molecular function: RNA binding. Gene Ontology annotation, biological process: intronic box C/D snoRNA processing; nuclear-transcribed mRNA catabolic process, RNase MRP-dependent; tRNA 5'-leader removal. The record is from RefSeq and is a predicted model, not a curated record.